This is a messenger RNA of Pangasianodon hypophthalmus (striped catfish), 3663 nucleotides long. It is a transcript of the gene nfic, whose product is annotated as nuclear factor I/C. Gene Ontology annotation, molecular function: RNA polymerase II cis-regulatory region sequence-specific DNA binding; DNA-binding transcription factor activity, RNA polymerase II-specific. Bases 608 to 2194 code for a protein of 528 amino acids. Gene Ontology annotation, cellular component: nucleus. Lineage: Eukaryota; Metazoa; Chordata; Actinopteri; Siluriformes; Pangasiidae. The record is from RefSeq and is a predicted model, not a curated record. Gene Ontology annotation, biological process: regulation of transcription by RNA polymerase II. The transcript has 12 exons.
GAUAGAUAGAUAGAUAGAUAGAGUGUGUGUGUGUGUGUGUGUGUGUGUGAGAGAGAGAGAGAGAGAGAGAGAGAGAGGGAGUUCCUGCUUCUUUAAGUUCUGCGCGUUUUUUUAAUGGGAUGGGCCAUUUUCAUAACGUCAUUUCAUUCCUCCCUCUUUUUUCAUUUCUUCUUCUUUGAUUCUUUCUUUCUCCCUCUCCCUCUCUCUCUCUCUCUCUCCCUCCCUCCCGCGUCCUCCUCCCCCGUUUCCUAAAGUGCACGAGCUCGCCCGAGCCUCCACGUUUUCGGAUCUUCUUUAGUCGGCGGUCAAAUCUCGUGCGCGGCUCCUGCGUGCUUUUUCUUUCUUUUUUUCUCUCGCUCUCUCUCUCUCUCUCUCUCUCUCGCUCUCUCUCUCUCUCUCUCUCUCCCUCCCACCGCGAGCUUUCCAAACUUGGGCUGCUUGCACCGGGAGCGCGAGAGAAGUGCGGCGGCGAUGGUGGAAGCGCCGGCGCUGCUGCUGAUGAAGAAGGAGAAGAUGAUGAUGAUGAUGAUUAACUGUGAAAACCUGCUCAUCUGACUGCUGAUCGCUCUUUUCUCCUCUCCGGUUCGCGUCUCUCCGUUUUUUCACCAUGAUGUAUUCUCCUCUGUGUCUGACUCAGGAUGAGUUCCAUCCGUUCAUCGAGGCACUGCUGCCGCACGUCCGCGCCUUCGCCUACACCUGGUUCAACCUUCAGGCGCGCAAACGCAAGUACUUCAAAAAGCAUGAGAAGCGUAUGACCAAAGACGAGGAGCGCGCUGUCAAGGACGAGCUGCUGGGCGAGAAGUCCGAGGUCAAGCAGAAGUGGGCGUCGCGUCUGCUCGCCAAGCUGCGCAAGGACAUCCGACCCGAGUGCCGCGAGGACUUCGUGCUGUCCAUCACAGGCAAGAAAGCGCCGUGCUGCGUGCUCUCCAACCCCGACCAGAAGGGCAAGAUGAGAAGGAUCGACUGCUUGAGGCAGGCUGACAAGGUGUGGAGACUCGACUUGGUCAUGGUGAUCCUGUUCAAGGGGAUUCCUCUGGAAAGCACGGACGGGGAGCGCCUGGUGAAGGGGGCGCAGUGCUCCAACCACAUCCUGUGUGUCCAGCCGCACCACAUCAGCGUCUCUGUCAAGGAGCUGGAUCUCUACCUGGCCUACUUUGUGCAGGAGAGAGACUUGGAAAAUCUGCAGAUACACAAGACAAUACCCAACAAAUAUGAGGCAGCGGAGCAGGGCAGUAGUCCUCGCACAGGUAUCGGCUCAGACCAAGAAGACAGUCGAGCCGCCACAAUGGAUGGGCCCGAGUUUCAGGAGAGCUUUGUCACAUCGGGAGUGUUCAACGUGACCGAACUGGUACAAGUGUCCAGAACGCCGGUGGUGACAGGAACAGGGCCGAACUUCUCUCUCGGGGAGCUGCAGGGACACCUGGCUUACGAUCUGAACCCUCCAGGCGUGACCAUGAGGAGAACCCUACCCAGCACCUCCUCUAGCGGGAGUAAGAGGCAGAAGUCCAGCUCUGUCGAGGGUGACAUCGACACCAGCCCCGGGGGCGAAUACUACACCUCACCCAACUCUCCCGCUAGCAGCUCCCGAAACUGGCAGGACGAGAUGGAAGGAGGUAUCUCCCCGGUGAAGAAGACUGAGAUGGACAGUCCAUCUCCUCAGGAGAGUUCUCCACGCCUUGGCAGCUUCACACAACACCACAGACCUGUCAUCGCAGUGCACAGCGGUUUGUGUUUUCCUGCAGGUAUCUCUCGGAGUCCGCACCCAUCAUCGUCGCUGCAUUUUUCGACGGCCCCCAUCCUGCCCCAGCCCACCUCCACCUACUUUCCCCACACGGCCAUCCGCUACCCACCCCACCUCACCUCACAAGACCCGCUCAAGGACCUGGUCACAAUGGCCUGCGACCCGUCCAAUCAACAGCCCAGCCCGCUGAAUGGCAGUGGUCAGGUGAAGGUUCCCCCCCACUACAUCUCCUCUCAGAUGCUGGCCCCCCCGCCUCCCCCGGCCCUGCCUCGCCUCACGCUGCCCCCUGACUCCAAACCCAGCAGCACCUCGCCAGACGCAGCCGCCACCUCGCCCACCUCCCCCACAUACUCUGCUCCCGGGACACCACCUGCCAACCGCUCCUUCGUAGGAAUUGGCCCUCGAGACCCUGCGAGUCUGUAUCAGGCUCAGUCCUGGUAUCUGGGGAACUGAUUUGGACUCGGCGGAUACACCAAAGCGGCCGUGGACACGGAUUUGAGAUUCAAAAAAAAAAAAUUUUUUUUUUGUGGAAUUACGAAAAACAAGAACAAGAUGCAAGAGGGAAAAAUUUGAUUAUAUAUGCAGUAUUUGUAUAUAUACAGCAUAUGUGUGUACGUAUCGACACAUAUGUGCACACAUAUAUACGCGUAAAGCUAUAUAAAAUGCUUCAGUAAACUUUUUUUUGAAAGACAGUGAAGAAUCGAAUGUCGGAGGAGCUCGAAUAGACUGUGGAUGCAUGAAAAGAGAAGAGAGGAUGUAGUUUGGAGGGGCGGCCACACUGAACUGCAGGCCAGAGACUGAAGCGUGCAGGAAAAAUAUUGGAAAAAAAAAAAAAAAAACACGCCCACUUUGCUUCCCCCUGGCUCUUGGAAACGAACGGCCCUCCUCACCCUCCCUCUGCUACAGGUGCUGCUUCCUCAUAUAUGCAAAAUACGUAUGUUUUAUUUCCAGGGAAAGGAAGCCCUGAUGACGGACGGGGGUUUUAGCGCUUUAGGACUUUCCCACGCGUUCAAAGCUGAUUGUGUCCCUCUUAUUUUUCCUUUUUUUUUCAUUUUAAACAAAUUUGAAUGUGGGCAGAGGUUUCGGGGCAAUAUGAAGGGUCGAUGACUUCCCCUUAAUUUCCCUUCACCUAACAUUCGGCCCAAAAUGGCCGCUUUUCAUUCAGUUUUAUUGACAAUCAUGUUUAUGAUUUUUUUUUUAAUGCAUCACAUCUGACAUUUGUAUCGGAGAUCCACUUUUUGGUGGGUGCCUGAAUUUUUUUUUUUCAAACUUUGAUGACAUGUGGUACGUCUGUGUGAUAGGUCACCUUACGCUCACAAACACACACACAUAAACAUACACACACACACAUAUUGACACGCCCUUACAAACAGUCUUCAGAAAUGGCAUGUACUGUUAAUACACUAAGCGUAGGGCGAUUUGAAGCCUUCGGAUGAUUUCGGAGUGACGGAGCACCUUUUUGUCUUUUCUGUGUCACACUGAAAAUCGUUUCUCGUGUGUGUUUGUGUGUGUGUUUGUGUGUGUGUUUGUGUGUGUGGGGUCCAUGUACAUUGUGUUCUUGCAUUUUUUUUGUUUCAAAAUGAAAAUGGGAAAACAACAAAACAAAUAUUUAUUUUAUUUAUUUUUUUGGCACACACUAAAAUAGGAAAUUCAUGAAUUUUUUCUUAAAAUUCUUUGUAAAAAUUUGAUAGUUUUUACUUGUUGACCUGGAAGUAUCUACUUCUGUUUUCAAAAAAGAUCUGAUAAAAAAAAGGGAUCAGUGUGGAAUUAAAUUUAGAUGAUUGAAAUAUUCUUAAAUUGCAGCACUUAGAGAAUCUUAGAGAUUUUUUUCCACCACUAUGUUGUCCUUUUUUUUUUUUUUACCGCUGUCCACUUCCUAUUUUUAAAAAGCACUAACGGCGAUCUUUAAUUGCUAAUUUAUC